This is a messenger RNA of Oryza sativa Japonica Group (Japanese rice), 1163 nucleotides long. Its product is annotated as dirigent protein 16. The record is from RefSeq and is a predicted model, not a curated record. Lineage: Eukaryota; Viridiplantae; Streptophyta; Magnoliopsida; Poales; Poaceae.
UUUGAUAUAUAAACUCGUUUCUUGCCAAUCGUGUGAUCACCAACAUACACGCAAGGACUUGAGUUGCUGAGCUCUAACGACGAGAGCGCGCGUACCAGCGAGGCAAAGAUGUCUAGCUUCAAAUCGCCAGCCAUUCCUCUCGCCGCUCUUGUCAUCACCGUACUCCACAUUGCCGCCACCCAUGCGCAGAUACCCGCCGCGACGACGACAGGUGCCGCCGUCUCCGCCACCAACCCACAGAAUGGCGGUGGCGGCGUCUCCGGUGGCGUAGGCGCCACCGCGGGCGGCGCGCACGAGCCCCUGGAGCUGUACAUGCACGACAUCCUCGGCGGCUCGAGCCCGACGGCUCGGCCCAUCACCGGCUUGCUCGGCAACAUCUACAACGGGCAGGUCCCCUUCGCGCGGCCCAUCGGCUUCGCGACGCCCAAGAACGGCGUCCCGAUCCCCAACUCCAAUGGCGCCAUCCCCACGUACAACGGCAACAACGGCAUCCCGCUGGACACCGGCCUCUCCGGCGCUGGUUUCCUGCAGCCGGCUAAGGGCGCCUCGGCGGCGCAGGUGCAGCUCGGCCCCGACGGGCUCAGCCUCGGGUUCGGCACCAUCACCGUCAUCGACGACGUCCUCACGAGCGGGCCGGACCUCGGCGCGCAGCCGCUCGGCCGCGCGCAGGGCGUGUACGUGGCGAGCGCCGCCGACGGGUCGGCGCAGAUGAUGGCGUUCACGGCGAUGAUGGAGGGCGGCGAGUACGGCGACACGCUCAACUUCUUCGGGGUCUACAAGGUGGGAUCCACCAUGUGCAAGCUGUCCAUCACCGGCGGCACCGGCAAGUUCAAGGGCGCCUGCGGCUUCGCCGAGGUGCGCCCGCUGAUCGCCACCGGGCAGCACGUCACCGACGGCGCCGAGACGCUGCUCCGGAUCAGUGUCCAUCUCGCCUAGUAUAGUACCUGGAGUGCUCGACCAUGCCAUAAGUUUUGCCGUUGGUUCUCACGUCCUUGGGUUGGGUUGCUUUGCUUUGGGCGUUUCAUGGUUGCGCUGUUUGCUCCAUGUGCAAUGAUCUUACAAGUGUGUGUGCGUCCUCUGCAGGGAUUAAACUUUAUGAAAGCAGAAAAACACUUUAGUAUUAUGGUAAAUCCAUUUGGGAAAGAAAGUUACUUUCAUGUGCA